Chenopodium quinoa (quinoa) is the source of this 820-nucleotide messenger RNA. RefSeq lists its product as uncharacterized. NCBI's taxonomy places the organism in Eukaryota, Viridiplantae, Streptophyta, Magnoliopsida, Caryophyllales, Amaranthaceae. The coding region runs from base 312 to 590 and encodes 92 amino acids. The record is from RefSeq and is a predicted model, not a curated record. The transcript is spliced from 3 exons. Gene Ontology annotation, cellular component: mitochondrion.
CCCAAAGGAUAAAUCGGAUGGAACACCAAAAACAAAAAAAAAAAAUUCCCCAAAUAUAUUCUAUCUACGUGUAAAUUUUGAACUGUAAUAUCCGUUCGAGAUAACAUCCUUUUUCCAGGACCCGAAUAUAAUUUUCACUUUGUACAUCUUCUUCUUGGGCCUGAUGUAGGCAACCCAAGUCAAAGAGACUCAAACGAAAAAGAAAAUAAAAUUCCAGAAAAAACAGACUGCGUUUCCUCAACUUCUUGGUUCAUCCUCACUAAAAAAAAAAACUCAAAAAUUCUGGAAAUAGGGCAAAAAAUAAGUAAAAAAUGAGCUCAACAGCAAUUCUCUCCAGAUUAUCAUCUAUACGAGGAAGAUGCAAAUCAAUUCCUACAAUUGCUUACUUAUUCAAAUCAACCACCCCAUCUCCAGUUUCUUCUUCUACUAAGCGCAUUCCUCGUAUUUCAAGGUUACCUGUUGAAGCAAGCUGCUUACUUACAAUGUUGCCGUUGCACAGCGCAAUUGCUUCUGCUAGAUUACAGUCUGUAUUAUCUGUUGAUUCCCAGAGUUGGUGUUUAGUUCCUCAAGGCAUGUCAAUGCCUUUAUGAUAGCAUGUUCGACUAUUUUGGAUGGUACCCAGGAGCUCCUGCAAGAAGGAAUACUUGCAGAGCCAGAUUCCCCCUUUCCCCCUUUUUAUCACCAUCGAUUUUAUGUAGCAUCAGGGAGAACACAACAUUGCAUGUUUUGGUUGGUUAAAAUACUAAAUAUAUCUGCCAAUGAUUAUUAAGCUGCCUUCAAAGUUUUUGAUUCCUUGAGAUGGAUUUGAGUAUCAUUGUCA